CUCCCAAGCCCUGGAAGCCUGGGUUCCUUCCACGGGAGCAGGAUGGAAAGGGGGCUCUUCCUCUUGGCAUGGCUUUGGGGUGCUGCCAUCGCGGCUCCCAUCCGGCUGACGGGGGGCCCCAGCCGCUGCGUGGGGCGGCUCGAGGUGCUCUGGGAGCAGCAGUGGGGCACGGUGUGCGACGACCGCUGGGACCUGCCCCACGCCGCCGUCGUGUGCCGGCAGCUGGGAUGCGGGGAAGCGCUGGCGGCGCCGGGAUCGGCUCCCUUCGGACGAGGAGAGGGUCCCAUUUGGCUCGAUGACGUGGAGUGCAAUGGCACCGAAGGCGAGCUCGCGGCCUGCAGGACCAGACCCUGGGGAGAGCAUAACUGUGACCAUGGGGAGGAUGCAGGGGUCGUGUGCGCAGGGCCUGCAUCCCCGGUGCCGGUGAGGCUGGUGAACGGCUCCAGCCGCUGCGCUGGCCGGGUGCAGGUGUUCUACGGCCGUCGAUGGGGCACGGUGUGCGACGACCACUGGGACGUGAGGGACGCCGAGGUGGUGUGCAGGCAGCUGGGCUGUGGGGCCGCCCUCUCCGCCCCCCCAGCCGCUGCCUUUGGCAUGGGCCCGGAUCCCGUUUGGUUGGAUGAUGUGGGUUGCAAGGGCACCGAAACCGCCCUCUCCCAGUGCGCCGCGAAGCCUUGGGGGACCCACAACUGCGCUCACCGCGAGGACGCCGGGGUCGUGUGCGCGGGCCAUGUGGAACCUGCCCCACUUCGCUUGAUGGGGGGCUCCAAGCCCUGCUCCGGACGAGUGGAGGUCUUCUAUGGGCAGCAAUGGGGAACGGUGUGCGACGAUGGCUGGGACCUGAGGGAGGCCAACGUGGUCUGCAGGCAGCUGGGCUGUGGCAAGGCUCUGAGGGCCUCCCAUGGGGCUGCCUAUGGGGAAGGAUCAGGCCCCAUUUGGCUCGACGACGUGGAAUGCGAAGGGACCGAAGAUGCUUUGGCCCAAUGCAAAGCCCCUGCCUGGGGAAGCCACAACUGUGGGCACAGAGAGGAUGCUGGCGUGGUUUGCACAGGCGGGAUCUAA
Pezoporus occidentalis (night parrot) is the source of this 1062-nucleotide messenger RNA. RefSeq names its product scavenger receptor cysteine-rich domain-containing group B protein-like. Gene Ontology annotation, cellular component: plasma membrane. Bases 43 to 1062 code for a protein of 339 amino acids. The record is from RefSeq and is a predicted model, not a curated record. Gene Ontology annotation, biological process: zymogen activation. NCBI's taxonomy places the organism in Eukaryota, Metazoa, Chordata, Aves, Psittaciformes, Psittacidae. The transcript is spliced from 5 exons. Gene Ontology annotation, molecular function: serine-type endopeptidase activity.